Molecule: messenger RNA, 1102 nt
Organism: Colletotrichum destructivum
Lineage: Eukaryota; Fungi; Ascomycota; Sordariomycetes; Glomerellales; Glomerellaceae
Product: Putative cytochrome P450
Exons: 2
Coding region: 1-648 (215 amino acids)
Molecular function (GO): monooxygenase activity; heme binding; oxidoreductase activity, acting on paired donors, with incorporation or reduction of molecular oxygen
Source: RefSeq, a predicted model, not a curated record
AUGGUCGUAGAGAUUUGCUACGCCUAUGCAAAAGUGAGUCCAGAUGUUCUUUCUCGUGUCGUCACAGAAAUUACAGAUACUUUUGGGCCCGAUCCUUCGCAGGUGCAGAACAGAAUCCACGAAGAUCCACAACUCCUCAACAGGACACCUUACAUUGUGGCUUUCAUCAAGGAAGUGCUCCGCAUAUAUCCACCAGCGGGAGCCCUACGACAGGGCCGUUCAGACGUGCAGGUUGUGGACGAAGACGGCCGUGUGUAUCCCACCGAGGGAUGUAACGUCUGGACGCUGCCUUUGGCUAUCCACCACAGCCCCAAAUACUGGAAAGAUCCCGAGGCCUGCAUUCCAGAUCGCUGGCUUGUUGGACCCGAAGACCCUCUGUAUCCGCCCAAAGGUGCCUGGCGGCCCUUUGAAUGGGGCCCCCGAAACUGUAUUGGACAGACAUUGGCUAUGAUCGAAUUGAGAAUCGCGCUAGCCAUGACGGUGAGGGAGUUCAGCUUAACGCCUGCGUACGACGAGUGGGAUGAGCUUCACCCUAAGACUGGCAUCAACAGGGUCAACGGAAACAGGGCGUAUCAAGCUAUCAAAGGUGGAGGCGGUGCCCAUCCAGCGGACGGAUUCCCUGUGAAGCUCGCUCUACGAGCGCAUUGAGUUAAAUGCGAGCAAGCGAAUGACCGGCCACCCUGCUCCGAGAGCCUGAGACAAACGGUCAUCCACCGUCUCAUCGACGUCAGUUUAGAUAAUCAAAGGGGCGUCACAAAAGCAAAACAUGGGAAAAGACUGCAGUCUUGUCGGAUUCCUAGACCUUUUGUAAUGAUUUGUUUUAGGAGAUGCUGUGGUGUUAUUUCGAUCUAAACGUAAGCAUCAUGUGUGACGCAGACGGCAAGGCCAGUCAUCGUCUUCAUUAUUUCGGAAAAGAUUGUUUGACGGUAAACCGAGUGACACAUGAACUGAAUAAGUCUGAGGUUGAAAAUCGAGAGACUUCAGGUUCAGGAUUGCGGUGUCGAGAAACCCGACGCUGAGUGGCCUUUGAAGUGGGAACGAGCCAGUCCUCGGACAGAAUCAGAGGCCUUCGGGCUGCGGGUUUCGGCUCAACCUCCGGAGC